This is a messenger RNA of Topomyia yanbarensis, 3568 nucleotides long. RefSeq names its product glycerol-3-phosphate acyltransferase 3 (gene Gpat4). Lineage: Eukaryota; Metazoa; Arthropoda; Insecta; Diptera; Culicidae. The record is from RefSeq and is a predicted model, not a curated record. The transcript is spliced from 7 exons. Gene Ontology annotation, cellular component: endoplasmic reticulum. Gene Ontology annotation, molecular function: glycerol-3-phosphate O-acyltransferase activity. Bases 308 to 1783 code for a protein of 491 amino acids. Gene Ontology annotation, biological process: triglyceride biosynthetic process.
AAUCAUCAUUCUGACACCCGAGCAGAUGCAGAUGCAUCGCAACGCAAAAAAAAUUGUUAAUUUGUUGAAUGUGCUUGCGGUAGUAAGAUCAGAGUGCGACUUAUGAAUUUUCUGCUCCCGGUUAUUGUUGUUUCACGAGAAAAAUCAGACCUAUGGUGAAAUUUUACCGUGUAAUGUGAAUUAUGAACGUGAGGUGAAAGGACAAGCAGUGGCGUAACAGCAUCAGAUUUAGUGACGCUCACCGUUAGAUUUUCGUGAAGUUCACUCCGUUGUGAAAACAUCUGCAUCGAGAGGUAAAAACGUCAAGAUGCUGCUGCUAGAACUGAUCAGCACCGUGUUGUCUAUGAUCACGAUGACAACGUUGGUACUAUUUCUGUGUUUUGUCAUAUUUCUUGCCUCGAUGGGAAAAUCGAUCGGCGUUAGACGAAUGUACGUGGAUUUACUGGUCAAGGUUUUCGAGUACGGUCGUCAAAAUAUUGAAAUAGUUCGCAAGCAGCAGUUUGCUCAUUUGGAUAUAUCUGAUAACAACACAUCGCACACACAAAAAGAGGGCGAGAGCAGCCUAACAAAUGGUCCUACAGUCAGCAAAGAAAUCAAACUUAAUGGAGGUACAGAUAAGACAUUGCUCAAUGGAGAUGCGACUAAAACAGGAAACUCGGUGAUUAGCCGCGUUGAAUCUCUCAUACUGGUACCGGAUGUAAACAGUACGCGAAGUAAAAACCGUGAAUCUGACCCUGAAGAUGAAAAUGAUUCAUUUGAGUUCAAUUUGUCUAAUUGUUUGGAUUACGUCAAGUCUGGGAUUGAAGCUAUCAUAGAGGACGAAGUUACUAGUCGAUUUGAGGCCGAGGAACUAAAGAACUGGAACCUUCUGACACGUACAAACAGACACUAUGAGUUCAUUUCAUGGCGGCUUACUAUCAUCUGGGUUAUCGGAUUUUUUAUUCGAUAUGUUAUUCUAAUGCCUUCUAGGGUGUUUAUUUGCUUCAUCGGUGUUGUAUAUUGCGUGGUAGGCUUCGCCAUCGUCGGGAUAAUCCCUAAGCGGAACCUCCGUUUAAAAGCGAACGAGUAUGUUUUCAAGCAUACCUUCCGUAUAAUAUGCCGAUCCUUGUCCGCAGUGAUCCGUUUUCACAACAAGGAAUACAAACCCAAAAACUGUGGCUUUUGUGUAGCGAACCAUACAACGCCAAUCGAUAUAGCAAUACUUUCGACCGACCACUCCUAUUCAUUGAUUGGUCAAAGGCAUGGAGGAUUUUUGGGGGUUCUUCAGAGGGCGCUAGCCAGAGCGUCUCCCCAUAUUUGGUUUGAACGUGCAGAAGCCAAAGAUAGAAUGGCAGUAGCAAAAAGGCUAAAAGAGCACGUUUCGGAUCCAAACAACCCACCAAUUCUAAUCUUUCCAGAGGGUACCUGCAUCAACAAUACAUCUGUGAUGCAAUUCAAAAAGGGUAGCUUCGAAGUUGGCGGUGUUAUCUACCCUGUUGCCAUAAAGUACGAUGCCCGCUUCGGCGAUGCGUUUUGGAACAGCUCUCGCUACUCAAUGAUGCAAUAUCUAUACAUGAUGAUGACAUCGUGGGCGAUCGUGUGCGACGUCUGGUAUUUACCAUCAAUGACGCGCGGUGAGAAUGAAUCAGCGAUCAAUUUCGCCAACCGGGUGAAGAGUGUCAUUGCCAAGCAGGGUGGUCUGGUAGAUCUCGUGUGGGAUGGUCAACUGAAACGAAUGAAACCAAAGAAGGAGUGGAAGGAGAAGCAACAGGAGGAGUUCAGCAAACGUCUGAAAGGUGAAUGAAAAACACCAACGAAAGCGAAAUGUGAUGACAUUGGUUGACCAAGUCGAGUUAGCUUGCUACUCUAUCUACGUCCGACCAUGUUGAUCGUUCGCUUGAAAUACAAAAAUGGUGAAAAUAUCAAUAGUACGAGCAUGGAACAAUGUAACGAAGCUCUAGUCUGCGAAAGAAAGACAGGAUAUCUUAUCCAUAACAGCCAAAACUGUUUGUUAAAUAUUGCAGGUAGAUUUCAACGUUACUUUUCAAUUUUAAAGUGAGCAAAAUGAUAUUUAUUCCUACAUUUAUUGUAAAGAUGUCACACAGGAUUUAAUAGUUACGUAAUACUUCUAUAAUAAUUUUGCUCUAAUUAGUUUGUUCAAAAAUUUCUGUAACUUUUUGCAUACUCAGCUACAACAAACUACAGAAAUGUGUUAAUAGGUUUGGCUACACGGAACAAAUCAUUUACUAAUUGUAGUUAACUUUCCGGGAUGCGUUUGUUUAUCUUAUUGAUUAGUUCCAAGCGCAGAGCGUUUCGAGGAUCCUACAAGUGCUGAGUAUUUUACAAUGUCUACAAUUUACAUUACUUUCUAUGUAAUAUAAAAUAGAAUAACCCUAUUGAAUAAGACUGAAAACCUUGAAAUUUCGUUAUUAAAAUGGAAGGUUAUGGUGGGGUGAAAUGGACUAAGAAUAGUGAGCUUUAAUAAUUCCCCUUAUAGGGCAUACAUGUAGAGAUGUAUUUUUCAAAUUUGCAAGCACAAUUACGCAAAGGCAUCUACAUAUUGUCCAUGUUUUUUAUUGUUUUGUUGUACAUUGUCUAGAUAGACAAUCAAGGACAAAAUAUUUUGUAAUUUGUGUUUCGUAACUUUCCUUUAGAUGUCGAGCUGUUUCAUUAAUUACUUUGCCCACAUCGAUGGAAUGCUUAUAAGUUGGUAUCAAUAUCAUUGGUACGUUCCAAAGAAAGAAUAUAAUAACAAAUCUGAAGUAAACAUUGUAAAAUACUCGAGUUUUGACGAAACGUAAAUCUGAAUUUAUUCGAGUCAAUGCUUUGAACAAAGAUAACAUACGCUGAUCCAAAAAAAUGGUUUCAAAUUGAGAUGGCGACAUUAGCAAUGUGGUAAAAUGGUCUAAACACUAUGUAAUCAACAACGCACAGUUUUAAAAUUCAUCUAAAUUAAAUACACUAAUUUUAACAAGGAAACAAACAUUGCUCAUUUUUACCUUUAAAAGCCUAAAACGUGUAAUUUGAUGUUUGGUUUAAAAAGCGGAGUGUAUUUAAUCAUUGUCAACCUUUCAAUGUUGUGUUUUUAAUGUUCAAAUCAAUGGCGGUAACCGACUAUGAAUACUUCGUUGAGUACAAACUACCACAAGGUCACAUUCUGUAAAUUUUUACACUCUGCACACCCCGCGCCAAUUUCUUUGUUGGGAACACAAAUUUACAACCUACUUGAAUUUUCGGUAAGACUUGUUAACUUAUUGUUUGAUGCGUUGCUUAUGUUCAUAACCGUGAAAUAUUUGAGACCUUAGUCCGUGAAAUGAACGAUACUUCCUGUUAGAAACCUUUAAUAAUGACAUUAUGUUCAAUUUCUCAUACAAUUGUGUUUCAACUAGAAACUGCCAUGAUGUUCCAUGGUCUAAUGAAAAUAAUGAAAUCAAACCAAAAAGAGAAGGAAAAUGAACGAAAACCAAUUACACGGACUUUCCAGUGCUCCUAACAGUAAUAAACUAUAUUAACUUUACGAUAUUUGUAAUUUUUAAGGAAGAUGCCGGGAAAAAAAUAAAAACUAAGAAUUUUUGUUAAUCUUUUUAUA